Molecule: messenger RNA, 156 nt
Organism: Neurospora tetrasperma FGSC 2508
Lineage: Eukaryota; Fungi; Ascomycota; Sordariomycetes; Sordariales; Sordariaceae
Exons: 1
Source: RefSeq, a predicted model, not a curated record
GGGGGGGGUGAAGAUGGAAGACGCUUUGGCCUGCGGUUCCAACACGACGCUUGCAGUUGCACGGCUUCACGGCAUGCAGAACACUGCCGUCGGGGGGUCGAUCUGGUAGCCAAGACUAUCGAAAUGGGGGACAAUGGGGUCGCCAAGGAGGGUUAG